GGGCUGUGCAGAAAGCGCUCUUUCUGCUCCGAGGCCGGCGGCUUGCGUGUUCUCGUAGGGCCGCACCGGGACGGAAGAAAUAGCGGAGGCGGUAGCGGUUGGCCCAGGGUUCGGCUUGUUGCUUUGUUUUUGAAGGGGAAAAAGAAGUCAAAUGAUAAGAAAAAAGCUAAAUCAGGAAUUUAAAAAAAUACAACUUCCAGAAGAUAUCCUGAAGUCAUUGACAAUUCCUACCAAUCUCCUGUAUGUCUUAUAUCUACAAAGUGACUGAAGUAAUUUAGAGAUCAAAUUAAAAUAAAACAACAACCCUAAUUUACAUUUCAAAGGAAUGAAGGAUGGCGGCACGCCGUGCAUUAAAAGCCGUUUUGGUGGAUCUCAGUGGCACACUUCACAUUGAAGAUGCAGCUGUACCAGGCGCACAGGACGCUCUUAAAAGGUUACGUACUGCUGCUGUUGCCAUUAGGUUUGUGACAAAUACAACCAAAGAGAGCAAGGCGGAAUUGUUAGAGAGGCUGAGAAAAAUGAACUUUGAUGUCGCUGAGCACGAGAUAUUCACUUCUCUCACAGCAGCUAGAAACCUAGUGCAGGAGAAGCAAGUUAGGCCCAUGUUGCUGAUUGAUGACCGGGCACUUCCAGACUUUCAAGGAAUACCAGUAAAUGAUCCUAAUGCUGUAGUCAUAGGAUUGGCACCAGAACAUUUUAAUUAUCAAGUUCUAAAUCAAGCAUUCCGGCUAUUACUGAAUGGUGCUCCUCUUAUAGCAAUACACAAAGCCAGAUAUUAUAAGAGGAAAGAUGGCUUAGCCUUGGGACCUGGACCAUUUAUUACUGGCUUGGAGUAUGCUACAGACACCAAAGCCAUAGUUGUUGGGAAGCCAGAGGGAAAAUUUUUCUUGGAAGCUUUGCGUGGCAUUGAUUGUACACCAGAAGAAGUCAUUAUGAUCGGAGAUGACUGCAGAGAUGAUGUUGGUGGAGCUCAGAGUAUUGGCAUGCUAGGUAUCUUGGUGAAGACUGGGAAAUACCGAACAGCAGAUGAAGAGAAAAUUAAUCCAGCUCCUUACUUAACCUGUGAGAGUUUUCCACAUGCGGUGGACCACAUCCUACAACAUUUACUAUAAGAAAGGAGAGCAACAUGAAACAACUUGAAAUGUAACUUUUUAUUUUCCCAGAAUGCAUCUUUAAAAACUCACUGGGCCCGGGAUGCACAGAAACCCUCCUUUGUUGUGCAUUAAUUAGAGGGAAGGGUAUUGAACUUUAGCCAGUUACUAAGCCUUACUAAUCCUAAUCCCUCUAGUUUUAUUUUGUAAACAUGAUAAAACCUAAAGAAACAGAAGCAGAAAUUUUGUGCCAUUCCUUUUAAAAUAUUCAUCAGAUUAGGCAGUCAGUCCUAGGAGAGAAAAUCCACCAUAGGGAUGGUGUUCUGCUUGUCUUUUAACUGUUACUCUGGGAGGGAGUAGUAUUCAGUGUGUGAAUAAAGUUGAAUCGGUUUUUUAAAUUAUAAAACAAUGUGUUAAAAGGUGCAUCAGCCUGUAGUUUUAGUAUUGAUUGCAACUGUGAAAUCCAUCAAAUAUUUUAAGCAAUUGAAACAUGUAGGAAGUAAAAAUGAAUUAUCCCUUAGACCAGGCAAUCAAGUGAAUUUGCUGUAACGAAUGAUGAAAACUAGAUUAUCUGCUAUAUUAUUCCCAUCACGGGUGACUUUUUUUUCUCUUCAUUAGCCAGAAACGACUAAUUUAAAUUUAGAGCCUGAUUUUAAUUUAAAAUAAUAUUACCAUUAAUAACCUAUUCAUUGCAGAUACCUAUUACACUGUGUAACAGUUGUUUUGGAAAUUUUAUGUAAAAUUAAAACUAUCAGUAUUUUACAGAUGUUUUAAUUAGACAUUGUUAUUAACAGGAACAGUGCAGAAACUAAAAUCAAGCCUUUAAUGUCUUAUAGACCAUGCAUUUUUGAAGUUACUGUCCACCAGGGUCCUAUUAACUGUACAUUUGUAAGAUUUCAUUAUUUUUCCCUCUAACACUAUGGGAAAAAUCUUUUAGAAGCUACUGGGACAUAUUCAAGCUUUUAUGUACUUGGUUAGUACAGCUGUAAAAUGAAAUCCUGUCAUUUAGCAUGGAUCAUUCUUCUCAUGUUAAAUCCACCAAAAUGAAGGGGCCUACGCUGGUAAUGAUUUCCCUAGCACAUUUGCAUACUGUGCUAAUCCCGGUCCUUUGCAGUUGUUGUACUGGGCUCUUGGGCAUUAAAUUAUUAGAAUGUAAUUGUACAUCAUCAUAGCAUUCACCUUAUUGAAACUCAUUGGUGUUAAUGAGCUGUGUGUUUUGGUACUUCAGUGCGUGUGGUUUUGGAAAGGCUGUGCUGAAAUGGUCGUUGUCUCUCCUUUUCCACAGGCCACCAAACACUGUUUGAAUAUCACAGACCAGAGAAGCCUGAAUUCAAAAAGCAUAAGAUAGGGACACAGACAGAAAUCAGAGCUGCCUAGAUCUUCCUCCAUGUUUUUGGAACUACCAGUGUGGUUGUUCUGCCCUUUGGACUGAUUUCACUCUGCUUUAAAAGUAGGAAAAACACUGCUCAGAGAGGAAAAAGCUCUGAGCCUCAGUCUGGAUUUCCCAUAGUGUGUGUGUCAUCACCAGGGCUGCCUACAAUUAGUGGGUAGAGAGAGGGAAUCUUGUUCAUAAUCUUUUAAUAUUUAGAAUAUACUUUACAACCAAAAGAGACAAGCAGGGAUUGUGCUUACUCCUAUUAUUAUUUCAGUGGGAGAAAAACCCCCAAAACUUCUCUAAGGGUAAGUCAUUCUGGGUAGGGUUCCUAAUAAUUGCAGCUGGUUUUAGGCACAUUCCAGCACAGGUUCCUAUAAGAUUUGCUGCUUUGGCUGUGAGCCUAUAAGAACCUGAUUCUUACUACCUAGCUUUUUAACCCCAGUUAAAAAGCUCCAUGCUAAGUACUUUAGGGAAUACAGAAAAGUAUCCUGCUCUCUGGGAUGAGUAGGCAAGAGUAACACAAAAUAAUUAAAGCACAUCCUAAGCCAGCAUAAGUGAUGAAUUUUUCAGUAUAGAUAACAAAGAAUUAUGUAUGUUCAGAGAAGGGUGAAAGCAUGGGUUGAGUGGUUAGGAUCUGAAGCACUGAUUAAAUUGUAGCUCUUGUGAGAGGAGGGCUAGGCAUGGCAUGGACAGCUCUCUCUUGGUUUUUGAAGAGCUUAUUCCUAUACUUUUCUGAAAAGAACAUGCUAAAUAUGAGCUGUAACCUGCACGUCCAGCAUGAACGAUGUGCAGAGCAGCUAACUGCCAUUCCUACUGAGGAAAAGGCCAAAUGUGAGAAAAAACAAACUAGAAAAAUAUUUUGGUGAGGAGAUAGAUACCAAAGGACAUUCACAAGGGUGGCCAUCAUUUUUGAAGACUCUUAAAGUUUGAAUAAACUGGUAUAUUGACACUUCCCCAUAGCCAUUCCCUUUAGAAAGGGAUUCAGUACUUGGUCAGUCUUAGGGCCUGUCCAGUGAUAGAGACCAUGGGUUCUGGUGGUUAUCAGUUUUUGUAUAAUCUUACAAGGGCCAGGAAGUAGGAGCAACUAGGUGGCAAUUUCAUGAGAUUAUGAACUUGACAGAAAUUGUACUUUCAUGUUUUUCUUCUGAGACCGGGGAGUGCUUGAGAUGUUUGUGUUGGUUUUUCUGUAGGGCUGAGUCUUUGCUACCUGGGUCUUUAAUGUGCCCAGAGCAGAUGGGUGCUGAGAAAUUUAAGAAUUGAUAGGCAGUUUGGCAUCAUUUAGGUAUCAUUAAAAGCAAUGAUUCUCAAAUCCCCAAGUUGCUGUGCUGUUCCCACUUUACUUUGAGCGUAUAUGGCCAUAUACAUAUAAGCUUAUAUGCAUCUCUAAUCAAAAUAAACCUCACAGCUUGUUUGUAUAGGCUACUCACAGACAGACCAACCGACAGACAGACAGACACACACACACACACACACACACACACACACACACGACUUCAUUCUCCCUGUAAAAAGCUAGAGGAAAAGUAGGAUAAGUAGUAGGUUUAAGAAGGCUGGUUCACUUUAUUUAUUCAGAUUAUAGUUCUACCAAGCAUGUGUUACGAGCUUUUAAAUUCCUUUGGAACUCUUCUUGUGCAGCCCCCUAGGGAUUUUUUACUGUUCCUUCCUCUCAGAGAGACUGAAGGUUGGUCUAGAUGCUUAAGGAAGCAUAUUUUCUUUUCCUUCUUUGACUCUUUUUCUUUGAACAUGACUAAUGAAGGGAUUUUUUUUGCAUGAUUAUACCUAUUGGCAAUGGGCUUUGUUUUUCUUGCCUUCUCAGUGCUGGGGGAGCAGGGGAGAUAAUUUUGAACCGAAAAUAAAAUAAAUAAAAAUGUAUGAACGAUAACUUUAA
Phascolarctos cinereus (koala) is the source of this 4354-nucleotide messenger RNA. RefSeq names its product haloacid dehalogenase like hydrolase domain containing 2 (gene HDHD2). Gene Ontology annotation, biological process: dephosphorylation. The record is from RefSeq and is a predicted model, not a curated record. Gene Ontology annotation, molecular function: phosphatase activity. Lineage: Eukaryota; Metazoa; Chordata; Mammalia; Diprotodontia; Phascolarctidae. Gene Ontology annotation, cellular component: cytoplasm.